This is a messenger RNA of Phalaenopsis equestris, 1133 nucleotides long. RefSeq lists its product as uncharacterized. NCBI's taxonomy places the organism in Eukaryota, Viridiplantae, Streptophyta, Magnoliopsida, Asparagales, Orchidaceae. Gene Ontology annotation, biological process: DNA repair; DNA damage checkpoint signaling. Gene Ontology annotation, cellular component: checkpoint clamp complex. The transcript is spliced from 7 exons. The record is from RefSeq and is a predicted model, not a curated record. The coding region runs from base 63 to 974 and encodes 303 amino acids.
UGGCGGGAAAAGACCGGGCCGGCGAUCUCACACGUCGAGUACACACAGAAGAGAAGGCAGAUAUGAGCCCUACCGCCGGUGGAGCCGAGGCCCCGGAUCUCGUUUGUCAGCUCGACAGCGUUCAGGGCAUGGUGGAUGCCCUUAGCUCGGUACGCUGGAAGCGGAACCAGGACGCAGUCAUCGAGCUAUCGGAGCACGGAAUAGUCCUGAUCGUGGAAGAAACCGGUUGUCUGCAGGCGAAGGUGUAUCUCAAGCGCGAGCUCUUUUUGAUCUACGAUUAUGCUGCUGAGGGUCGGCCAAGGUUCGGGUUAAGCCUAGGAUUAUUUGUCGAUUGCCUUAAUACUUUCUCUACGCCGGGUCAUUCUCCUAUGAUCGAAAUUCGCUAUCCCGGCCCUGACAUGCAGCUUCUUCUCAAGUCUGUGGAUUUCCCAGACGCUUGUACCUAUGCAGAGAUCAGAACAAGGAUCCCAGACACCAUUUCCUGGGACUACCAUUUUGAGCCAACAGGGACUAUUCCUGUCACUUUUACUGUCAGAUCUGCGGUGCUCAGGGAAGCAAUUGAUGAUCUGGAAUGGCCUGGUUCCAGCGUCCAGAUACGCAUAAGACCUGAUCCUCCCUCGGUGACUUUUAAAUCAGAGGGCCACGGCGACUUGCAGAUAGACUUCGAAUACUAUUCAAAUAAUGAUCUUUUGGUCGCCUUCCAGUGCGACCAAAUGCUCUCAUACAGAUACAAAUACAAAUUUCUUAGAGCAACCACUUCAAAUUUACCAAGCAGCAUUCUGAAGGACAACAGAGGAUGUAAAGUGAGUAUUGGAAGAGGAGGAAUGCUGAAGAUUCAGCACCUGGUAUCGGUUCUUAGAUCUGUCGGCCAGCAUGCCUGUAAUGACCCCAUGCAGCAGCCCAGUCGAAUCGCGUACAUUGAGUUCUUCGUGAAACCAGAGGAGGAAGAUGAGACUCCUAUAGGAGAUUCAUAGUUUUUAUGAUUACUAAAUGGUGUCGGUCCAAAUUGUUCUCAGGCUAUUUACUUGCCAAUUUAGGAGAUUGCUGAUUAUUGUGCCUUGUGAAAUGAAGGCUGACGGCCGUCUUUAAAAAAAAAAAAAGAAAGAAUCAUUACUUUAAAAAGUUUAACAAAU